This is a messenger RNA of Lentinula edodes (shiitake mushroom), 210 nucleotides long. RefSeq lists its product as uncharacterized. The transcript is spliced from 2 exons. Lineage: Eukaryota; Fungi; Basidiomycota; Agaricomycetes; Agaricales; Omphalotaceae. The coding region runs from base 1 to 210 and encodes 69 amino acids. The record is from RefSeq and is a predicted model, not a curated record.
AUGACCACUGCUGUUAUUUUGCUGGUGACGGAGAUUGGUGCUUCUAUCGGCGGUAGUGUCGCGAUAUGGACGAGAAAGAUGCCUAGCAAACUUGCGCAGUCCCUACCUGAUCUUUCGGAGAAGGAACGUACUACUCUAUUCUCCUCAAUUCCUGAUAUGACGAAAUAUGAACGGGGUACGCAUGUUCGUACGGGCGUGAUCCUUGGUUAG